UUUCUACCGUGGCAGGGACACUCCAUUGAGCGUGGCAGAUGCGUCUCCAUCGGCUGCUCGGCACUUCAAAGCGUCAAAGCGCAAACGGAGACACCCGGUCGGCAAGAAGAGCCACGAAGCUUGACGCUCGAACGCGAGGCCCCCGUGACGAGCGGAGGCCUCCGAGCCUGGCAAUCCAGAGGGCGGGCCCACGGCUGGGCCGGCGGCAUGCGCUAACUGGCUCCACUGGCGGGGGGUCGCGCCGCCAGCACAACAAAAAGUCCGGGCGGCCGGCCUCGGAGGUGCCCCUCUCGGCCCAGAGACCGUCGACGCCUGCGGAGAGGGAUAACAAGGAGGAGGAGGAGGACGAGGAGGAGGAGGAGGAGGAGGAGAAGGAGAGGGGGGAUCAUUCUGUCAAUUUCCGGGCCGACAUGCUAGGCCUGUCAGGGGAUGCUCGCGACAUGCUAGGCCUGUCAGGGGAUGUGCGCCGAUCACAAUCACAAUAAGGCGGAGGGUCUGCACUCCCCUCCUCGGCUUCACGCACGCGCACGGUAUCGUGCAGGGGGCUGCGCGGGGCAGCGCGAGCGCGCGGAGAGCCGACUCCUGCUCGGAUUGGGGCCUCGGAGUGCCUUUUGCAGCGGCGAGAAAGCGAGAGUGCCAAGUUCAUCUCUUGUUCGAAG
This is a messenger RNA of Prorocentrum cordatum, 659 nucleotides long. The record is from the annotation of a GenBank genome assembly. Lineage: Eukaryota; Dinophyceae; Prorocentrales; Prorocentraceae.